This is a messenger RNA of Aspergillus brunneoviolaceus CBS 621.78, 1776 nucleotides long. Its product is annotated as Pal1 family protein. Bases 201 to 1706 code for a protein of 501 amino acids. The transcript is spliced from 4 exons. NCBI's taxonomy places the organism in Eukaryota, Fungi, Ascomycota, Eurotiomycetes, Eurotiales, Aspergillaceae. Gene Ontology annotation, cellular component: cytoplasm. The record is from RefSeq and is a predicted model, not a curated record.
CGUCGGCCGCGGCAUCGCUGUUUCAGCAACGCCUAAGCUUACUCUAGUUUGGCGUUGGUCCUCGCAUUCUCGACCCUCCCCUGAUCAUCCACCUCCAUCCACUUACCUCCUUAUCUUUGGAUGUCUUUUUCCUCCAUUCCCCAAUCAACUUCCUUGACCGUUCCUGCUCUCGACCUCGCAUUGCGUGGACUUUCGCAACCAUGAAUGCCUCCCAGUAUUCCGCAACCUAUUCCUACCCACCCGGCGUGACGCUGGGCCCGUCAGCCCCCGUCGUCCAACACGCGCAUGCGCCUUCCUUGGGCUCCAACAAUCCCUUCAGAAACCGGGCGCUGUCUCCUUCUGCCAGUUCAUUCUCUUCCGCCGGCCGACCUGAGCGACCGACCUCGACCAACCCUUUCGACGACCUCGAUUCGCCACAUUCUGCCCCUAUUGGAGGAGCCAUGGUAUCCUCGGUCGGAAGUCAAGAUAUGACUUCGAACACCCGCGACCUCUUUGAAAACCUGUCUCUCAACCCUGCCACGCAACCUGCCGGCUUUAGGCCCGCCCCGCCCCGUCCGGAGAAGCCUGCACCGAAUGGAUACUCCAGCGAACGAAGGGAUCGCCCCGAGCGCCGCGCACGCGAUCACCUAGAUAUUUUCGCUGACCCUCCGCGAAACGGGAGCGGUUCCCGGCCCAGCGGCCGCGACCGACCACGCCCCCGUCGCAACUCCGAGUCAUCGAUCAUGGAGCGCCCGAAACACGUGGAUACCGAGGAAGAAAGAAAGCGCCGGGAACGAAGACGGAGAGAGCGGGAGGCUCGCGGAAAGGAGGGUAAGGAUGGCAAGCCUCGCUCGUCGUCCUCGAAGAAGAACAACUACCAACUCGAUAUUAUCGACAAAUUGGAUGUGACUAGCAUCUACGGAACAGGAAUGUUCCAUCACGAUGGACCGUUUGAUGCUUGCAACCCGAAUCGAAACCGUAAGGGCGUGCGCACAGCACCUAUGCAGGCCUUCCCUAAGGACUCGGCUAACAUGGCCUUGGGAGGCUCCGGACCGAACAACGUAGACAUUGACCACAAUUUAUUCCACGGAAGGACCGAGGAAGGCUUCAAUGAUUUUGCGGCCAGUGCGAGAAGCGAACCUCGCAGAGCUGACAACCCCCCCAACUUUGACCCUACUGCUCGCAUUGAACCUGUCCACGGAUCGGAGAGCAUGGGACUCGGAACUAGUACGUUCUUGGAGGGGGCUCCAGUCAGUCAAGCGGAGCUUCAGCGCCGGGGAACUACUUCGGAAGGCUCAGGCGGCGGUAUGAACGGCGGUGGUCUUCAGCGCAAGAAGAGUUUGGCACAAAGACUACGGGGCAUUAACCGUGCUCCUAGUGGUCGCUCCCCGGAAGCCACGUACAGUCCGCCUGUCCCUGCCGGGCACAUCGGUACUAUCAAGGCCAACGAGAAGAACCCUUUCUUCCAAGAUUAUGACGAUGCGUGGGAGAAGAAGGGCGCUCAGAUCACUUCCUCUGAGGAGGCGCGGGACCCUGUGGGUGGACGGGCGCGUUCAUCGAGCAGUCCCAAGCAGAACACGGGAUUGGAGCGGAGAUUUACCAACGAACGGUCUUACGGUGGUUAUGACGAGAACAAGAAUGCUGGUGGUGGUGGCAGUGGUGGCUUCAUCAAUCGCAUGAAGAGUCUGCGGAAGCCCCGUCCCGAGCGGCGCGUCACCAACGACUGAGCAAGGAGGUGAUCUUUUCAUGUAACCCGGUUUCAUCUUCUACUCUGUAUGGCCGGAGUAAUCAUUUAUC